GCCAGAUUUCAAGCAGAGGAAAGGGAAUAGAUCUACUUUUAUAUAGUUAUUUUUCCCGAGGCUACGGUUUCCUUGAAGGAACUAAGAUACUAAGCGAUCGGUUUUCUUGAAACGUCAGGCCGUCUCGUUUGUUGCUUUGAUUUCGGAACGCGAUCAUCACGUUUUAUUUGGCUGGGUUUUGAAGAUGUUACAUGAACUUAUCCUCUGCUGUUUGGUGGUAGCGAUUUUCACACCAGCUGCAGUUCCAGAGAGCACAGCCACAAUGCCAUCUUCUACCAGAAACGCUAUGGAAACCAAUUGGAGCAGCACCACCACCAACAGUGUACCUUCAAAAAUGCCAGUAAAUGAUUCAAACACGCAUGUCACCACAAACUCUACCACUAUGGAAGCGGACACAACCUUAGACCACAGCCCUGUACCAUUAACUACUCCAGAAAAUAAUUCAACCAGACCUGUCACCACAAACUCUACCACUAUGGAAGCGGACACAACCUUAGACCACAGUCCUGUACCAUUAACUACUCCAGAAGAUAAUUCAACCACGCAUGUCACCACAAACUCUACCACUAUGGAAGCGGACACAACCUUAGACCACAGUCCUGUACCAUUAACUACUCCAGAAGAUAAUUCAACCACGCAUGUCACCACAAACUCUACCACUAUGGAAGCGGACACAACCUUAGAUCACAGUUCUGUACCAUUAACUACUUCAGAAAAUAAUUCAACCACACCUGUCACCACAAACUCUACCACAAUGGAAGCGGACACAACCUUAGACCACAGCCCUUUACCAUUAACUACUCCAGAAGAUAAUUCAACCACGCAUGUCACCACAAACUCUACCACUAUGGAAGCGGACACAACCUUAGACCACAGUUCUGUACCAUUAACUACUUCAGAAAAUAAUUCAACCACACCUGUCACCACAAACUCUACCACAAUGGAAGCGGACACAACCUUAGACCACAGCCCUGUACCAUUAACUACUUCAGAAAAUAAUUCAACCACACCUGUCAUCACAAACUCUACCACUAUGGAAGCGGACACAACCUUAGACCACAGCCCUGUACCAUUAACUACUUCAGAAAAUAAUUCAACCACACCUGUCACCACAAACUCUACCACUAUGGAAGCGGACACAACCUUAGACCACAGCCCUGUACCAUUAACUACUCCAGAAAAUAAUUCAACCACACCUGUCACCACAAACUCUACCACUAUGGAGGCGAACACAACCUUAGACCACAGCCUUGUACCAUUAACUACUCCAGAAAAUAAUUCAACCACGCAUGUCACCACAAACUCUACCACUAUGGAAGCGGACACAACCUUAGACCACAGUCCUGUACCAUUAACUACUCCAGAAAAUAAUUCAACCACACCUGUCACCACAAACUCUACCACUAUGGAAGCGGACACAACCUUAGACCACAGUCCUGUACCAUUAACUACUCCAGAAGAUAAUUCAACCACGCAUGUCACCACAAACUCUACCACUAUGGAAGCGGACACAACCUUAGACCACAGUUCUGUACCAUUAACUACUUCAGAAAAUAAUUCAACCACACCUGUCACCACAAACUCUACCACUAUGGAAGCGGACACAACCUUAAACCACAGCCCUUUACCAUUAACUACUCCAGAAGAUAAUUCAACCACGCAUGUCACCACAAACUCUACCACUAUGGAAGCGGACACAACCUUAGACCACAGUUCUGUACCAUUAACUACUUCAGAAAAUAAUUCAACCACACCUGUCACCACAAACUCUACCACAAUGGAAGCGGACACAACCUUAGACCACAGCCCUGUACCAUUAACUACUCCAGAAAAUAAUUCAACCACGCAUGUCACCACAAACUCUACCACUAUGGAAGCGGACACAACCUUAGACCACAGCCCUGUACCAUUAACUACUCCAGAAAAUAAUUCAACCACACCUGUCACCACAAACUCUACCACUAUGGAAGCGGACACAACCUUAGACCACAGCCCUGUACCAUUAACUACUCCAGAAAAUAAUUCAACCACGCAUGUCACCACAAACUCUACCACUAUGGAAGCGGACACAACCUUAGACCACAGCCCUGUACCAUUAACUACUCCAGAAAAUAAUUCAACCACGCAUGUCACCACAAACUCUACCACUAUGGAAGCAGACACAACCUUAGACCACAGCCCUGUACCAUUAACUACUCCAGAAAAUAAUUCAACCACGCAUGUCACCACAAACUCUACCACUACGGAAGCCGACACAACCUUAGACCACAGCCCUGUACCAUUAACUACUUCAGAAAAUAAUUCAACCACACCUGUCACCACAAACUCUACCACUAUGGAAGCGGGCACAACCUUAGACCACAGCCCUGUACCAUUAACUACUCUAGAAAAUAAUUCAACCACACCUGUCACCACAAACUUUACCACUAUGGAAGCGGACACAACCUUAGACCACAGUCCUGUACCAUUAACUACUUCAGAAAAUAAUUCAACCACACCUGUCACCACAAACUCUACCACAAUGGAAGCGUACACAACCUUAGACCACAGCCCUGUACCAUUAACUACUCCAGAAAAUAAUUCAACCACACCUGUCAUCACAAACUCUACCACUAUGGAGGCAGACACAACCUUAGACCACAGUCCUGUACCAUUGACUACUCCAGAAAAUAAUUCAACCACACCUGUCACCACAAACUCUACCACUAUGGAAGCGGACACAACCUUAGACCACAGCCCUGUACCAUUAACUACUCCAGAAAAUAAUUCAACCACGCAUGUCACCACAAACUCUACCACAAUGGAAGCGGACACAACCUUAGACCACAGCCCUGUACCAUUAACUACUCCAGAAAAUAAUUCAACCACGCAUGUCACCACAAACUCUACCACUAUGGAAGCCGGCACAACCUUAGACCACAGUCCUGUACCAUUAACUACUCCAGAAAAUAAUUCAACCACACCUGUCACCACAAACUCUACCACUAUGGAAGCGGGCACAACCUUAGACCACAGCCCUGUACCAUUAACUACUCUAGAAAAUAAUUCAACCACACCUGUCACCACAAACUCUACCACAAUGGAAGCGGACACAACCUUAGACCACAGCCCUGUACCAUUAACUACUCCAGAAAAUAAUUCAACCACACCUGUCAUCACAAACUCUACCACUAUGGAGGCAGACACAACCUUAGACCACAGUCCUGUACCAUUGACUACUCCAGAAAAUAAUUCAACCACACCUGUCACCACAAACUCUACCACUAUGGAGGCGGACACAACCUUAGACCACAGCCCUGUACCAUUAACUACUCCAGAAAAUAAUUCAACCACACCUGUCACCACAAACUCUACCACAAUGGAGGCGGACACAACCUUAGACCACAGCCUUGUACCAUUAACUACUCCAGAAAAUAAUUCAACCACGCAUGUCACCACAAACUCUACCACUAUGGAAGCCGACACAACCUUAGACCACAGUCCUGUACCAUUAACUACUCCAGAAAAUAAUUCAACCACUCCUGUCACCACAAACUCUACCACUAUGGAAGCGGACGCAACCUUAGACCACAGUCCUGUACCAUUAACUACUUCAGAAAAUAAUUCAACCACACCUGUCACCACAAACUCUACCACUAUGGAAGCGGACACAACCUUAGACCACAGCUCUGUACCAUUAACUACUCCAGAAAAUAAUUCAACCACACCUGUCACCACAAACUCUACCACUAUGGAAGCGGACACAACCUUAGACCACAGUCCUGUACCAUUAACUACUCCAGAAAAUAAUUCAACCACACCUGUCACCACAAACUCUACCACUAUGGAAGCGGACACAACCUUAGACCACAGCUCUUUACCAUUAACUACUCCAGAAAAUAAUUCAACCACACCCGUCACCACAAACUCUGCCACAAUGGAAGCGGACACAACCUUAGACCACAGCCCUGUACCAUUAACUACUCCAGAAAAUAAUUCAACCACGCAUGUCACCACAAACUCUACCACUAUGGAAGCCGACACAACCUUAGACCACAGUCCUGUACCAUUAACUACUCCAGAAAAUAAUUCAACCACUCCUGUCACCACAAACUCUACCACUAUGGAAGCGGACGCAACCUUAGACCACAGUCCUGUACCAUUAACUACUUCAGAAAAUAAUUCAUCCACACCUGUCACCACAAACUCUACCACUAUGGAAGCGGACACAACCUUAGACCACAGCUCUGUACCAUUAACUACUCCAGAAAAUAAUUCAACCACACCUGUCACCACAAACUCUACCACUAUGGAAGCGGACACAACCUUAGACCACAGCCCUGUACCAUUAACUACUCCAGAAAAUAAUUCAACCACACCUGUCACCACAAACUCUACCACUAUGGAAGCGGACACAACCUUAGACCACAGCUCUUUACCAUUAACUACUCCAGAAAAUAAUUCAACCACACCCGUCACCACAAACUCUGCCACAAUGGAAGCGGACACAACCUUAGACCACAGCCCUGUACCAUUAACUACUCCAGAAAAUAAUUCAAACACGCAUGUCACCACAAACUCUACCACUAUGGAAGCCGACACAACCUUAGACCACAGUCCUGUACCAUUAACUACUCCAGAAAAUAAUUCAACCACACCUGUCACCACAAACUCUACCACUAUGGAAGCGGACACAACCUUAGACCACAGUCCUGUACCAUUAACUACUCCAGAAAAUAAUUCAACCACACCUGUCACCACAAACUUUACCACUAUGGAAGCGGACGCAACCUUAGACCACAGCCCUGUACCUUCAACUACUCCAGUAACGGACACAACCUUACACCAUAGCCCUGUACCUUCAACCACUCUAGUAAAUAAUUUAACCACACCUGUCACAAUAAAUGAAACCACUAUGGAAACAACAGCACCCAGCACUUCCGGUUCCACCACUCCAACAGGAGGCCCAACAGCAGCCAACAUCUCCAGUUCCACCCCUUCAACAGCGCCCAACUCAUCUGCUUCCACCCCUGCAACAGGUAGCCCAACAGCAGCCAACAUCUCCAGUUCCACCCCAACAGUCCCUAGAACUUCAGGUUCUACCCCUCCAACAGUGCCCAGCCCAUCUGCUUCCACCCACCCAACAGUGCCCAGCUCCUCUGCAUCCACCCACCCAACAGUGCCCAGCUCCUCUGCAUCCACCCAUCUAACAGCACCCAGCCCGUCUGCAUCCACCCACCCAACAGUGCCCAGCCCAUCUGCAUCCACCCACCCAACAGUGCCCAGCCCCUCUGCUUCCACCCACCCAACAGUGCCCAGCUCCUCUGUUUCCACCCACCCAACAGUGCCCAGCUCCUCUGCUUCCACCCACCCAACAGUGCCCAUCUCCUCUGUUUCCACCCACCCAACAGUGCCCAGCCCCUCUGCUUCCACCCACCCAACAGUGCCCAGCUCCUCUGUUUCCACCCACCCAACAGUGCCCAGCCCCUCUGCUUCCACCCACCCAACAGUGCCCAGCUCCUCUGUUUCCACCCACCCAACAGUGCCCAGCUCCUCUGCUUCCACCCACCCAACAGUGCCCAGCUCCUCUGCAUCCACCCACCCAACAGUGCCCAGUCCGUCUGCAUCCACCCACCCAACAGUGCCCAGUCCGUCUGCAUCCACCCACCCAACAGUGCCCAGUCCGUCUGCAUCCACCCACCCAACAGUGCCCAGUCCGUCUGCAUCCACCCACCCAACAGUGCCCAGCUCCUCUGUUUCCACCCACCCAACAGUGCCCAGUCCGUCUGCAUCCACCCACCCAACAGUGCCCAGCUCCUCUGCAUCCACCCACCCAACAGUGCCCAGCUCCUCUGCUUCCACCCACCCAACAGUGCCCAGCUCCUCUGCUUCCACCCCAACAGAAUCCACACUUACCACUGUCAGACCUGCAGGUUUCUGUUUCUCAAACCCCUGUCCUUUUGACAGCAUCUGUGAGGAACUCUUCAUGUCUUUCCGAUGCUUGUGCCUCCCAGGAUCUUUCUACUCCAGCACUGAGAGGUCGUGUGUCCAAGCACGAGUCUUUCCAGGACGGCUACGUCUCACUUCUUUACAAUUUCAAGAUGAAAUGGCUAACACGUCCUCCCCAAUUUUUCUGAGAACUUCACAGGACAUCUCAAGAACGUUGGAAGAAUCACUGAGAGGGCAGCCAGGUUACGUCCGCUCCACAGUUCUGCAGCUCAGCCGAGGGAGUGUGGUGGCCACUGUGGACAACGUGUUCUCCCUGGCCUCGAACGUCACCCAGGCAACAGCGAGCGCGGCCAUAAUGGAGGCUAUCCAAGGGUGCGGAGAAAACUGUAUCCUGAAAGGGGCUGAGUUCAACGAGACAGAUCUGUGCAGCCAGGUUCCUGGGCCUUGCGACACCAUGACAACGAGCUGCAACUUAAGUGGAGGCAUUUCGGCGUGCACCUGCAAGCCUGGCCACCUCAAAACACUCUACUCCAACAAAAGCUGCACAGCGUGCCCCAGCGGCAGCAAGGCUGAGGAUGGGAAGUGCGUCGCAUGCCCGUUUGGUUAUGCAGGGUUUAACUGCAAUGAUUCGUCUCUGUUGGCGGUGGUGGUGAUCUCUUGUGUCCUCGGUGGAGUCCUGCUCAUUCUAUUGCUGGCCUUCAUCAUCUCCUGCUGCUGCCGGAAGAAGAAAGAUCCCACCUACAGCAGCCCCUACCCUGCAGAAGACGCUGGUCCAACUAGCAGUUGGUCCAACAGGCAGAUCAUUCCCAUCCCCCGAGCCAGUCUGCACUGGGACUCCUCCCAGAUGGAGCUGACCGAGAACAGGAACGCAGGCAGGAAGAGCCACGGCAACGGCUCGACGGGGUCUUACGACGUCUCUAAGGUGAACCUGAGUACUUUCAAGGACGAAAACCCGGCCAGGUACUCCUACCUGGCCCAAGGUCACGAGAACCCCUACUUCCUGGCGGAGGACGAGAGGAAGGGGAAAUGAGCUUCCGGUUUCCAGGACGGAGUUCAUUCCUGUCCCUUUUGGGGUGGUUGGGGGGAGGGGGGGUGAGCUUACGGCCUGAAUGAACUGUGGCGUCUCUCACGGAUGUCCAGCUCCUGCACACCGCAGGAGCUUUCUAAUCUCCACCUCUAAUGACACGACCAAAGAAAAACGGGUUGCGUGCAUUGCGUGUGAAAAAAAAACGAAACUAUUUAUACGACUGAAUGUGCUGAACAAUUAUAGCUGUGGGAUCAAGGAUGCAAUGUGCGUUAUUUCCAGCAGAUGUCUCUGGUCUCAGUGGUUUCGGACCUUAUCUGUCUUUACCGUGGUCAUUCCUCAUUUUGCCUACUUUUUUCUUUUUUUGUGGUUGAGGAGGGUGUGGGGGUUGUUAUGAUUGCACAAGGUGAUGUGUCAAGCUAUACCAUAUAGCCUCCCCUUUUUCAUUGAUAAAUGUAGUAUUUAAAAGCAAGCCUAUUUAGCAAUGACAUUCAGCCUUGUGCGACGUGUGCCACAAACUGGUUUCUAAUCGACGUUUCCUGAUGACUGUGUAACUGGUGUUUCACGCGUUUGGAUAACAUUUUCUCUCUGAUGUCUGAAUGUGUGCUUCACAGUGUCGCAAAAUGAAACAGGCUGAAGAGAUGAAGGGCUGGAACCCUGACUUCAUUUUUAUAUAAAAAGGAGGAUUUAAAAAAAUCUAAAUACAGAAGCCAAUUACAGCUCAUGGGUUGAUUUAGCCUUUUGUUAUUAAAGCUGCUUGAACAUUCACCCGUGCCUCUACCUGCGGCUAAUACUGAAUGCAAAUAUAUUAAAGAAUAGGAAUGUCGUGCUAAAAGCUUUCGAACAAUCUCCUGACCUCGAUGUGCCAAUAUUCUAUAUUUAUAAAUUGCAGCAAAGGGAAUGUAUGUAAAUGUUGUAUUACGUGUAUAUAAAUACUGCACUGAUUUCUAAGUGUAUAUAUGACUUUUGUAAGUGAGGAUGGCUUAUUUUUUUGCACAGAAUAAUACCAAGAGAAUCAUGGAAAUAAAGGAAUUUAGCACAGA
Messenger RNA from Anguilla anguilla (European eel), 7995 nucleotides. RefSeq lists its product as uncharacterized. Gene Ontology annotation, biological process: cell-cell junction assembly. The record is from RefSeq and is a predicted model, not a curated record. Lineage: Eukaryota; Metazoa; Chordata; Actinopteri; Anguilliformes; Anguillidae. The transcript is spliced from 12 exons. Bases 185 to 6958 code for a protein of 2257 amino acids.